AUGGACGCCAUGACAGAGGAAGCGACGAGCGCUCUGUGCAGGUUCGGUGACCCUGAUAACCUUGUCUACAUUCAUCGUAUGUUAGCCUUUUUCGCCGGUGUUCCAACGUUUCUGCUAGCAAGAAUAUCAGUGUGGAUGGUGUUAUUGCCAUGCAUGAUCUACCAUUUAGGUGUUCCAGGAAACAUCCUCAUCAUACUGAUUGCUCGGAAAAAAGACAACCGCCAUUUGUCACCUUCCAUUUACAUGAUAGCCAUGGCUGUCGUGGACACCUUCGUCGACAUCAUCGCACUGACCUUCAGCCCAUUCCUUUACGGUGAAGUAGUAAAAGAGAUGAGAGGACUGCAAUUCAUUCUAAUGUACGUUUCGAUGGUGAUCUGCGCCUCGCUAUCCGGAUUCUUUUUGGCCGCCAUGUCUAUUGACCGCGCCGUGGCCGUCCGCUUCCCGAUGGCGGCGCCAAGACUGUGCACAACCAGCAAAGCGAAGAAAGUCGUUCUCAUCGGAUCGUUCAUCAUGACUGCGGCAAAUAGCAACCUGUUUUAUACUUACGAGUAUGUCAAAGAUCCAAUAACCGGCCAUGAGAACGUUAUCCUAAACGUCCCAGGCGACCCGGUUGGAAGCGAGGUUGCCUCAGCGUUCCAGAUGGUGACCGGGUCUAUCGUGCCCUUCGCCAUCAUCAUCACGUGCAACAUCAUCAUUAUCCUUAGAGUCAAGGAAGCUACAAGGACACGGGCUGCCAUGACGAAAUCAAGCUCCGAGUCUGACCAGAAGGGGGCGACACUGACCAGAAUGUUGAUAUUGAGUGCUUAA
Molecule: messenger RNA, 807 nt
Organism: Lineus longissimus
Lineage: Eukaryota; Metazoa; Nemertea; Pilidiophora; Heteronemertea; Lineidae
Product: cysteinyl leukotriene receptor 1-like
Exons: 5
Coding region: 1-807 (268 amino acids)
Biological process (GO): G protein-coupled receptor signaling pathway
Cellular component (GO): plasma membrane
Molecular function (GO): G protein-coupled receptor activity
Source: RefSeq, a predicted model, not a curated record